This is a messenger RNA of Paramisgurnus dabryanus, 632 nucleotides long. Its product is annotated as MAM domain-containing protein 2-like. Gene Ontology annotation, cellular component: membrane. Lineage: Eukaryota; Metazoa; Chordata; Actinopteri; Cypriniformes; Cobitidae. The record is from RefSeq and is a predicted model, not a curated record.
UCUACAUGUACAUCGAGGGUGAUAGUGCUAGUUAUGGUGACACGGCACGUAUCAUCAGUUCAGAGUGCACUGACAUUCAACAUCAGUGUCUUCAGUUUUGGUACCACAUGUACGGUUCCAGUAGCACCAUGGGACUGAGCGUCUACCAUCUGCAGGGAAAUGUGGCCAAAGAGGUGUGGAAGCAGAGAGAAAACCAGGGAGACAUAUGGUACCGUGCACUGGUGGACCUGAGACCAACAGGGAAGUUUCAGGUGAUCUUUGAGGGACGUAGAGGAAGCACAUCCCUGUCAGAUGUUUCCAUUGAUGAUGUCUCUCUACACAGAGGAUCCUGUGAUGAUUUAACAAACCCAUUGCCACCCGGACCCAUCCAAACUACAACCAGACCUACCCAAACUACACCCAGACCUACCCAAACUACACCCAGACCCAUCGAAACCACAGCUGGACCCAUACAAACUACAACCUCAGAUGGUGGAAGUGCAGUUUGUAGCCUGAACUGUGAUUUUGACGGUGAUAUCUGCGCUUGGAGUCAGAUGCCGACUGAUGCUUUUGAUUGGACAAGACACACAGGCUCCACCCCCUCUUCCAUGACUGGCCCCUCCUCUGACCACACAACAGGAAGUGGGUCCUGA